Oenanthe melanoleuca is the source of this 4396-nucleotide messenger RNA. Its product is annotated as class II histocompatibility antigen, B-L beta chain-like. Bases 26 to 778 code for a protein of 250 amino acids. Gene Ontology annotation, cellular component: MHC class II protein complex; membrane. Gene Ontology annotation, biological process: antigen processing and presentation of exogenous peptide antigen via MHC class II; positive regulation of T cell activation; immunoglobulin production involved in immunoglobulin-mediated immune response. The record is from RefSeq and is a predicted model, not a curated record. NCBI's taxonomy places the organism in Eukaryota, Metazoa, Chordata, Aves, Passeriformes, Muscicapidae. The transcript is spliced from 5 exons. Gene Ontology annotation, molecular function: MHC class II protein complex binding.
UGUCAGAACCUGCCGGGCGCUGGCCAUGGAGCGUGUGGUGGCAGCUGGGGCCAUGUUGGUGCCACUGGUGGUGCUGGGAGCCUCCUUGCCUGCGGGCGCGGAGCUCUCGGGGGUGUUCCAGGAGAUGGUUAAGUCCGAGUGUCACUUCAUUAAUGGCACCAGCCGGUUGAGAUUCGUGAAGAGAUUCAUCUACAACCGGGAGCAGUACGUGCACUUCGACAGCGAUGUAGGGCACUUUGUAGGGGACAGCCCAUAUGGAGAGAAGGUUGCCAGGUACUGGAACAGCGACCCGGAAUGGAUGGAGUACAGACGGGAUGCAGUGGACAGGCACUGCCGGCACAACUACGAGUUGUCCAGCCCAUUCCUUGUGGAGCGCAGAGUGCCCCCCAGUGUGUCCAUCUCGCUGGUGGCCUCGAGCUCCCAGUCUGGCCCUGGCCGCCUGCUCUGCUCCGUGAUGGAUUUCUACCCUGCCGAGAUCCAGGUGAGCUGGUUCCAGGGCCAGCAGGAGCUCUCGGAGCACGUGGUGGCCACUGACGUGGUCUCCAACGGGGACUUGACCUACCAGGUGCUGGUGCUGCUGGAAACCCCCCCGCAGCGCAGUGUCAGCUACACCUGCCAGGUGGAGCACGUCAGCCUGGAGCAUCCCCUGAGGCAGGAAUGGGAGAUGCCGCUGAACAUUGCCCACAGCAAGAUGCUGAUGGGGAUUGGGGGCUCCAUGUUUGGCUUCGUCUUCUUCGCUCUGUGCCUUGGCUUCUACCUGCACAAGAAGAGCUCCUGAGCCCGCAGCAGCUGCAGCCCCUCUCCGUGGCCUUGGGCCCGGCCGGGACCCCCCGCUCCGUCCCCGCGCUGAUUCUGGGGGAGUUGUGUGUCCCCCCCAACCCCACUGUCACUCUGCCCCUGCCCGGCUGCUCCCAGUGUUCCCAGUAAAGCUUCCCAGUUCUCCCCAGUCCCAUUUACUGGGGGGCAGUGGGGAGAGAUUUGGAGGGGCCCCACGGGGAUACUGUGAUGGGAGCCGACCCUGGGAUGGAUCGGAAAUGGGGACCCGCAUGGUGUCCCCCCGUGUCACCCCGCUCUGGGUGCUGGGAGCCCCCCCGGCUGUGGGCGAGGAGCUUUUGGGUGAGAGAGGGAGCAGCGCAGGGAAGAUGAGAAAGGUGUUUGAGAGGUGGGUAAGGGGAGGGGGGACAGAGGCAAAGGGGCUCCUCUGGGAGUCCCUUUGUGUCCCCAUCGUUCGAUCUCUUGAUCUGUUCCCUGGGGCUCUUGGGAAGGGGGGUUAGGCAGAACCUUGCUGGGAGGUUCCCAACCACGCCGUCCCUCUUUGGGGAGCUCACAGUGGGGGUGCCCCACCUAGCAGCCACUGCUGUGGUGGCCAUGGGGCAGAGGGGGAUGGGAAUGGGGGAUCUGGAGUGGUCCCUUGAGCCCCCAACCUUCUGGGGUGAUGGGGGCUCUUUGGGGGCGAGUGGGGGCACUCCCUCACCUGUCUCCUUUACCACACAGAUAUGUCCCAUUUUUGGGGGAAAGCCCACUGUCACUUCCUAGAUAGCAACAACUGGGUGAAGUUCAUGGACAGGUGUUGGAGUCAGUGAGUUAGGGGUCUCUCUGAAUUCUUCAGAGAGAAAUCAGAGUGAAGGGAUUGAAUAAAUCUUAAAGUGAGUUAUGAUGUUUUUAGUAAGUAAAAGGCGUCAGAUACCACAGUAGUAGAGUGUGUUCGACUGAAGGUUGCAAAAAUACUGAUAUCUUCAGUAGAGGCUCCAAGCCCACAGUUGUAGACAGGACUUAGACAUAAUAGAGUUAUAGUAAGAAUAUUGCUUACAUUUCUUCGAUAGAACAUGAUAGAUUCUAUGCAUAGUGUUAUACAUAACUUGUUGAGCUAAGAAACUAGAAUUCUAAUAGGUUAAAGAGUAGUGGCCUGAGUUUGCAUCUUAGCUUGUUGGAGAAAUCCUAUAUAACAGUAUGCAUUCAGAGAGUUGUUGUUUUAGCCAUUCGGCUUUUAGCCACUUGCUUUUAGCCAUUCUGGCUUCUAGCCAUUCGCUCAUUGCUACUGCUUUUGCCAUUGCUUGCCAUUGCUUUUGCUAUUGCCUUUUGAAACUGAUGUGCUUUGUAAUAAGAUGUGCUUGUUAUAAAUAACCUUUUUAACUAUUAGCUGCAUUGCUUAUUUAAUAUUACCCGAUGAGCAGGAGCCAAUAGAGCUUUGGAGUUAGUGCCUAAGAGCAUCUAAAGUUCAGAAAAAACCCCAUCACCAGUUUCCACAGAUAGGAACAUCCACAACUGGAAGCAAUUUAGCCACAGGGGAUACCCCAAAAUUUUGAAAGGGGAUUGAGAUGUUUUGAGGUCAAAUUGAGCCAUUUUCAGUGGGAUGGAGUAGUUUUCAGGUACCAUCGAUCCCUCUCAGCUUUUGGGGAGCAGAGCUGUGAGGGACUGAAAUGGCUCAAACCAUUGGCCAUUGGCAAAAGCAGUGGGGGGGGGCCUUUGCUGGCCAUGGGCACAGGAAGCACCGGGACAGAGGGGGUGAACACCCAGCCCCAGAGUGGGGAGCCCAGCUGGGAGCCAGGGAAGGGAAGAGGUCGAUCAGAAGCAGAUGCUGCCAGGUGGGACAGGGCUUUGGACCAGGGCAAUGCCUUCCCUUACACAACUGACUCAGCUCUGGAAACUCCCCUGGGGAAGGCGGGACACCCGCACAGAAGGCUGGAGGUUUUCAUCCCUUCGCAUGGGCUGUACCUGGCUCAACUGCACUGCUGGGAGAGGCAGGGCCACGUCUUAGAAGGGGCCAUAAACCAUCAGAGCCCCCCAGAGUGCCCCGGGACCCACAGUGUGACAUCAGACAGUGUAAAACUUCUAACAGGGGAGGUACCUGGACAUUCACCCAGACCUGAACCUGUAUUGACCCUCAGAACUUGGUGUUUCCGGUGCUUCCCCAGCCCUCAAGGGAUCCAGCCUGGGACCACCACUUAGACUAAGGACAGGGACAUUGUAACAAUCAAAACCAAAACUUUUGUUGCUGGAUCCAGGGCUGGCGACUGUGCAUCUUUCUAUUCUCAUACUUUCUUUCUUUUCCCUGACACAAUUUCUCUAGUGUUACUUUAAUGCUUUUAAUAUUACUGGAGAUGGUAACCAAAAAGGGCUCCAAAUCCCCUUUACACAGCAACCAAAUUAUUCUAAAAUAAACCCAACAGAGAUAUACUUAUAAACACAGAUCAAACACUGCCGUUUUACUCUAAACUCCCCUGUCCCAGGGGAUCCAUGAACCAGAACCUGGCUUACACUCACCUUCAGGGACAGGGUGGAACAGAAGCUGGACAUGGGAGAAGCUUCUGGAAGAUGCUGACAGAAGACACCCCUGGAGUCCCCCACUUCCAAAACCUGAUCACACAAACCCAAUACACUGUCCAACAUGGAUCAUCAGGAACAUGGGUCACCAGCUCUCCGCCCUACGGGGUUUACUGGGGAUCAUCUAACACUCAUCCUUCAAUGGAGUAGGAGCAGCAGAUGAAGCUCUUCCCACACUCGGGGCACUCACAGGGGUUCCCUUCCCAGUGAAUCCAUUUGUGUCAGGUCAAGGCAGAGCUCUGGGUGAAGCUUUUCCCACAGUCAGGACACUCUUAGGGCCGUCGCCCAGCAUGGAUAUUCUGGUGGCGAAUCAGGUGGGAGUUCUGGCUGAAGUUCUUCCCGCACUCCCCACGCUGGCGGGGCCAUUUCCUGGAGUGCAGGUGCUGGUGGCUGACGAGGUUAGACUGUCACUGAAGCUCUUCACACAUUCCCUACACCUGUAGGGCCAUUCUCCUGUGUGGAUUAUCUGAUGGUGGAUCAGACAGGAGCUCUGGCAGAAGCUCUUCCCACAUUCCAAGUACUUCUGGGGCUGUUCCUCCAUGUGGAUCUUCUAGUGCUAGAUCAGGUAGCAGCCACAUCUGGAGCUCACAUUCUGAACACCUGUAGCACAUCUUCCCAAUGUGAAACCACUCAAGGACCACCAGGUGAGAGCUCUGAAUGAAGCUUUGGGGAGCUGCAUUUGGAGCCUUCCCUUGUGGGAUAUCUCUGGGGCUUUUCCUCCACACUGGAUUCCUGUGCUGUGGAAUCAACUGUUUCACAAGGCUCUGAUGCAGUGAUUUGUCCUCCCUAGUCUCUGUCAGUGGAGAGGAAGAGGAAGAGGAAGAGGAAGAGGAAGAGGAAGAGGAAGAGGAAGAGGAAGAGGAAGAGGAAGGAGGAUGGGAUGGAAUUUGCCUCUGUGCCAGAGGGAAGGGGAAGGAUAUCCCCCCAGUCUAUCCCUGGCAGGACAUACUGCUGGGAUAGAGGUAGGAAGGAGGGAGGGUUGGAGGAAGGUGGUUUUAAGGGCCUAAUUUAUUUAUUAUCCUACUCUGAUUUUGUUAGUUCAUUUCAUAUCUCAAAACUGAGCCUGUUUUAA